UAAAAAUUGAGAAAUCGAACCCAAAUUUACUAAAGUUUUCCCUCCUCUGUAUGUUGCUGACGAAUCAAACACGUCGACCUCCAAUAUUUUUUUUUUUUAAUUUCCUUCAAAGCUUCGAUUUUGACCUUCUGGGUUAAUCACGGAAGAGUUUCCUUUUUGGGUAGCCGCCGCAAUUUUUCCCGGCAGAGGAAAAAAAACCCCUAGAAUCUGGGAAAUUGACGACGAAGAGGGAUAUAGGUUUGGAAAUUUUGGGUAUUUAAUUUGAUUUUUCUUUUUCUCGUUCCAUUCAGAUUCAAAAACAAAAACCCUAACCCUAAAAUUCGUGUUCGAUUAAUUUCGUUGUCUCUGUUUUGUUUUCUCUUCGUGUAAACCUUUUUUUUUCGAGUUUUGGCACUCUGAGCUAUUUGAGUAUUACAGAUUAAGCUUCGUCCUGUCUUAUUGGAGCAACAUACAUAUAUAUAUAUAUAUAUAUAGAUAUCUAUCAUCUGUAUUUAUAGGCACACUUGUAAGUAGAAUAGUGAGGAAGAAGGUAAUAUGAGUAGGCUCUCUUUCCGGCCACGGCCAUUAGACAUUCAUAAGAAGCUUCCCAUUUUAAAAUCCUUUAAAGACUUUGAAGAUGAUGAGACUCCAACUUCUACCACUAGAAAUUCUCAGUUGCUGCGUAUUGCUUCCGUAGAAGUUGACAAUGAGGUGGCUCCAGUGCCAAGUAAGAAACCGGCUUCAGAAAUACCAACACCUCAAUUUGUUAUUGUGGAUACAUAUGAAAGGGAUUAUUCUCCGACUUUUGGUCAGCCUGCUUCUUAUCUACGUGCAAGAGGAGCUCGGUCUGAGCUUGGAGAAUUUGUGGAGUAUGAUCUUGACAAUGAGGAUGAAGACUGGCUUUAUGAGUUUGAUAAGGAUAAGAAAGAACUUCCACCUGAAAAGCUUGAGAUCAUCAUUUUUAAACUAGAGGUGUUGGAUCACAAGACGCGGGAAAGAGCAGGAGUUAUUACACCUACUCUCGGCUCUCCAGUUCCUGUGCUUUUGCAGUUUGAUGCUGCUUCUGAUGUGCUGCAAGUACUGUCCAUUAAUUAUGGAACCUUCCAGGCGAUCUUCAACUACUGGAAAGAAAAGCGUAAAAGAUGGCAGAAGCCUAUCUUACGGCGUUUACAGCCUCCCCCACCGGUUAAUGACACCAAUCCCUAUAAUGUGUUUAGGCCAAGGGAGAAAGUUCACAGACUCCACACAAGAAGGAUGCAGAGGAGAGAAAACAAUGUGCAGUCAUUUGAAAAGCUUCGACAGGUUAGACGCAAUCUAGGCCAAGCACAGAGCAUUCUGGAGGCUCUCAUUAAGAGAGAAGAGAAGAAGAGGGAUGUCAUGGACAGUGAGGUUAGCCUUCAGAGAAUCCAACUCCAAUACAGGCAUGAAACAGAGCUCUUGGAAGAUAGCUUGGCUAUGCCUGGAUUUCAACCCACUACAACAUCAUACAAAUUUGGCUCAAGCGAUGAUGAACUGAUGGACUCUGAUGAUCACACCAGUACUCGUGUACGUACAAGACCUGCGGUUAUUCCUAGUUCUCGUUUCACCAACUUAAAUCUGAAUGCAUCUCAUCCCGGAGGCAUCAAACAAGAAGUUAGAAGACGACAGUCACAGCAUGGAUGGCUUCACAGACUGGAUCCUAAUGAACCGGUAAUGCUAUUCACAAAACCGCUGGUUCCCGAUAAACUGGCAGCUGCAGGGAUUGUUCCUCCAACACCGGAUUCAUCACCAGGUCAACCUCCAAGUCGGUUUCAGGGGAGGAUUGGGCGUGGUGGCCGAAUUAUUUUCGAUAGAUGGAAUCCGUUGAUGCAAUCUCACAUUAAUUGUGGAAACUCUUAUUACAUUGCUCCAAAUCACCGGUCUACCAACUUCGAUUGAGAUAUUUUCACAAUCUUGCUUUGUAAAGAAUUUUCCAUCACCAAUGGUGUAUGCAAUAACGAUUCUCAGCUAAAUAAGUUUUAGCACUUUGUAACUAACUGGUUAUUGUGUGUAUUUCUGUUUAUUUUCGGUUAAGGAAAGAAUCUGUUUAAUUCAAAAUCCGGUUCUAUCGGCGGUUUGGAAAACCAAAAACUAUUGUACCAGGGACCAAAUUGUAAUAAUAUCUUCAACUCAAAGG
Molecule: messenger RNA, 2134 nt
Organism: Arabidopsis thaliana (thale cress)
Lineage: Eukaryota; Viridiplantae; Streptophyta; Magnoliopsida; Brassicales; Brassicaceae
Product: Enhancer of polycomb-like transcription factor protein
Exons: 12
Coding region: 535-1896 (453 amino acids)
Biological process (GO): regulation of transcription by RNA polymerase II
Cellular component (GO): NuA4 histone acetyltransferase complex; nucleus
Source: RefSeq, marked reviewed